CUUUGCAGCUAGCUGCUUAAUUUUAAUUGAGGAGGACCGGAAGAGUUCGAUCGACAUGGGACGAGCACCGUGCUGUGAGAAGGUGGGGCUUAACAAGGGAACGUGGACUGAAGAAGAAGACCUGAAGCUGAUUUCCUACAUUCACAAGCAUGGCCACCCUAAUUGGCGAGCUCUCCCUAAACUUGCAGGUCUGCUUCGAUGCGGGAAGAGCUGUCGCUUGAGGUGGAUCAACUACCUUCGUCCCGAUAUAAAGCGCGGGAACUUCACCGAGGAAGAAGAAGAAACCAUCAUCAAGUUGCAUUCCGUUCUAGGAAACAAGUGGUCGAAGAUCGCGUCUUGCUUGCCGGGGAGGACGGACAACGAGAUCAAGAACGUGUGGAACACACACCUGAAGAAGCGAGUGGAGGAGGGGCGGCGGAGGAGGGAAGAGGUGACGACGACGAGCACUACCGCCGCCGCCACCACCUCCUCCUCCAGCGAUUCGUGCCUGCUGGAGAUAAACCUGCCGGAGGACGCCGUGCCUGAGGAGGAGAUGUGGCUGCUCUUAGAAAAUGGUGGCGGCGGCUGCACGGAGCUAGCUCCCGGGGGAGUGGAGAAAGAAGAAGCGAGGGGGAGGGAGGAAUUAGAGACGAGCAGAGAAUGGCUGGACUACUUGGAGAAGGAGCUCGGCAUUGGAAGUGAUCAUGGCAAUGGCAAUGGCAUUGAGCUAGUUGGUUCAUGGGAUGAGAUCGUGGAGGGAGAUCCAGUGUCGAGUUACUUUGACUUUUCUACGAUAGAUCCUGUUGACUUUAUGUCGUAAGGCAAUUAGAUGGUAAGUUUCGUGCUUAGUAUUUGGACUGUGUGAUCGAUUGAAUUGUUGUAUUUGGAGAGUUCGAUAUAUUGGAUUCGAGCAUAGGCAUGUAUAUCUUCCUUCUACCUUUGACUCAGUCGGGUGGUCAACUCCGACAUGUAAAAAAUAUAUUUAUAGUUUUUAAUAUAUUUUAAUGACAUCCA
This is a messenger RNA of Zingiber officinale, 993 nucleotides long. Its product is annotated as myb-related protein Zm1-like. The transcript has 3 exons. The coding region runs from base 56 to 799 and encodes 247 amino acids. The record is from RefSeq and is a predicted model, not a curated record. NCBI's taxonomy places the organism in Eukaryota, Viridiplantae, Streptophyta, Magnoliopsida, Zingiberales, Zingiberaceae.